Messenger RNA from Neopsephotus bourkii (Bourke's parrot), 896 nucleotides. RefSeq names its product clarin 3 (gene CLRN3). Bases 86 to 769 code for a protein of 227 amino acids. The transcript has 3 exons. The record is from RefSeq and is a predicted model, not a curated record. Lineage: Eukaryota; Metazoa; Chordata; Aves; Psittaciformes; Psittacidae.
GACAGCGAGGAAGAGGAAGCAACCUCAUGCUAAGGAGGACUAAAGUGAAUAAAACACCCUGAUCUGGUGGGAAAGCUCUGCCAAAAUGCCAUCCAGGACAAAAACAGCCAUGUUUGGCUCUGCUUUUUUCACCUGCCUUUGCUCCUUCGUGGUGAUUUGCGUUGUGAUGGCGAGCCAGCACUGGAUGAGUAGCGAGGUUCGCUUUUUGGGCACUAACUCCAGCACCACUGUAAGCCUCACUUAUGGACUUUUUAGUGGUACCUGUGCACAGUCUGUCGAUGCAGGACUUCAGGUUUCAUCGAAGACGUUCAAAGUUGCAGAUAACCUGAGCGACACCAGUGCAAAAAGCAUGAUCACAUCUAUUAUUGUGAUCCUGGUCCUCAGUUUACUGAGUUCCCUCCUGAGCUCUGGAUUUACCUGCACUAACGCUGUCAGUAAUCCCUACCAGACCUUUCUGGGACCUAUUGGAGUCUAUACCUGGAAUUCCUUAUGUGGAAUCUUCACACUUAUAGCCAUGAUACUUUUCCCUGUGAGCAUAGAAGAAAACAGCCUGUCUGUCAAAUUGGCCCAGGGAUGCUUUGCUUUUCUGCAGACACACGUGGGAUCGGAACACACAUAUGGAUAUUCAUACUGGAUCAUGCUGCUCAUCAUUCUUCUGAACAUUGCUUCUAUCAUCACCAUCUAUUUCUAUGACCAUGCGAGAUAUUCUAAGAAAAAAGAGCAGGAAAGACCCAUUGAAAAUGCACCAAAAGAUGUCAUUCUCUUUUAGGGAUACCACUGAAAAGAGGGUGUCAAGGAAAAUGACUAUUUAACACGGACAAUUGGGGCUGAUCUUUUCCAUUCAAAUUGAAUUGUGUGUAUACUUCGAUUAACAAAACAGCUUAUUGUGUCUUCAA